AGAUUGAGUUUGCUUACUCUAGAAGCAUCCUCGUGGUCUUUUAAGUUCCUCAAAUCUUUAUUCUAUUCAAGAUUUCUAUAUUUCACAUUUAAAUUAUUACGCAUACAUCGAAAUUAAUUAACAUUUUAUUGAUAAUUUUAAAAUUAAAAAAAGGUCUCUUUUAUAGUAAUUUAUACCUGUUGUUUAAUUUAAAUUUUGUUAUUUAAUAUUUAAAAUAAUAUUGGCAAGUAUAUUCGAUGCGAAGGUCAUUCACAUCAUUUUUUAAAAUUUCUAUCAUAUUUAAUAAUUUACUUUUUAAUGUCAUUGACACUUUUUUUUUUUUUCGAUUUAAAACUUUGAACAUGUUGUGAAGUGGUUUAUUGAAAUUUUUAAAGUUUUUUUUUUUUGUAAUUUUUUUAUGCAUCAUAUUAAAAUUCAAUAAAGAUAAAUAUUAAUCAUCUGGUAAAACGACGUUCUGUAGAAAAAUGUUGAUUAAAAAAAAAACAACAUUAUUUGUGAUUCUGCUAACUAUUUUAUCAUUGUCGGUGACAAACGGUGAAGAAGAUGGUCAUUGUAUUUGGUAUGGUCAAUGUUAUGAGGAUGAACUACAACGUGCAAAAAAUUGUCCUUACACUGGUCCAGCCAAGCAACUCGAUGAAGAAAGCCAACAUCUUUUAAAAAAAAAUUGUCCACAUUUAAUUGAUGAUGCUGAUAACAUAAAAGCAUGUUGUGAUAUUAAACAAUUAGAAACACUUGAUUCAAAUCUAAAAUUAGCUGAAAAUUUUUUAGCAAGAUGUCCAAGUUGUAUGAAUAAUUUGGUAAAAACAUUUUGUGAAAUGGCCUGUAGUCCAAGACAGAGUUUAUUUUUAAAUGUCACAAAAUUUGGACCAAAUAAUACGUAUAUUGAUGAAAUUGAUUUUUAUGCAAGUCGUCAAUUUAUUGAGGGUACUUUUAAUUCUUGUAGUAAAGUUUCAGUGCCAAGUACUGGACAGUAUGCACUAGAUAUAAUGUGUGGUCAAUGGGGUGCUAGUAGAUGUACUGCUGAUAGAUGGUUUUUUUAUAUGGGUGAUAGUGCUAAUAAUUUGUAUGUGCCAUUUCAAAUUACUUAUAUUAUAAAUGAUGAUAAAACUGGUAAUUUUACACCACUAAAUCCAGGUGUAACACCUUGCAAUAAAGCUAUUAAUGACAAAUUCCCUGCAUGUAGUUGUGUUGAUUGUGAAGAUAGCUGUCCGAUACCACCUCCAGCACCACCUCUACCUGAACCUUUUCGAAUUGAGGGCUAUGAUGGUGUUACUUUUAUUGUUACCAUUAUUUUUGUUAUUGGAUCGAGUUUAUUUUUAUUAAUGACAUGUUGCUUUAAUAAUCAUAGUAGAAAUAAUACAAAGUUGACAAUUAGCUUACCAGUUCAAAAUGUAGAUGAAGAAUCAAGCUUACUUGAAAAAUUUGGAGCUCAUUUUGAUCAAUCAUUAGAAACUUUUUUCUGCAAAUGGGGAACAUUUUGUGCUAAAAGACCUUGGACUAUUCUUUGCAUUGGAAUGCUAGCAAUAAUAGCUUUAAGCACUGGAAUAAUAUUUACAAAAAUGACAACUGAUCCUGUUGAAUUGUGGGCAUCACCAACAUCACGUGCUCGUCAAGAACGUGAAUAUUUUAACAGCCACUUUGAGCCAUUUUAUCGCAUACAACAAAUUAUUAUUACCUCGGUUGAUUUACCAAAAAUUAUUCAUAAUUCAGCAAAUGGAAUAAUUGAAUUUGGUCCAGUCUUUAACGAAACAUUUCUGAAAAAAAUCUUGGAACUACAGGAAGAAAUUAAAUUGAUAAAAACCAUAAAUAACGUAAGCUUAUCAGACGUUUGUUUUGCACCCUUGGCUAAUACGUUGACCAAAAAAAUUAAUCUUGACAAAUGUUUAAUUCAAUCUAUAUGGGGCUAUUGGGAAGAUAAAAUUUCUAGAUUUGAUAAUAAGAGAAAUGAAAGUGGUUUUAUAAUAAACUAUUUAGAUCAUUUUAAAGAGUGCACUAAUAAUCCUUACAAUCCUUCGUGUCUUGGAUCAUAUGGUGGACCGAUUGAACCAGCAAUUGCUGUUGGAGGUUUUUUAAAUUCAGGGGAAACUCUAAAGAAUCCUCCUUACGAAAAUGCAACAGCAAUUGUUUUAACGUUUUUAAUUAAUAAUUAUCAAAACAAAACGAAACUUGAGCCAGCUUUGGAAUGGGAAGAAAAAUUUAUUGAUUACAUGAAAAAUUGGACCGAAAAAGCAAAGCCACAGUAUAUGGAUGUGGCAUUUUUUUCAGAAAGAUCUAUUGAAGAUGAGCUGGAUCGACAGUCACGUUCAGACAUUUUUACAAUCAUGAUUUCAUACAUCAUCAUGUUCGCUUAUAUUGCAAUUACCUUGGGACGAUUACGUUCAUUUAAAAGACUAUUUAUUGAUUCGAAAUUUACACUUGGACUUGGGGGAGUUGUUAUCGUCUUAGCAUCAGUCUCCAGUUCAGUUGGAAUGUUUGGAUACAUUGGAGUUCCUGCUACUUUAAUUAUCAUAGAGGUCAUUCCAUUUUUAGUGCUUGCUGUUGGAGUUGAUAACAUAUUUAUUCUUGUUCAAACACAUCAAAGAGAAGAAAUUAAACCAGAUGAAUCAAUUGCUGAACACAUUGGUCGAAUUUUAGGAAAGGUUGGGCCUUCUAUGUUGCUGACAAGUGUUUCAGAAAGUUUUUGUUUUUUCUUGGGAGCCUUAUCAGACAUGCCAGCAGUUAGAGCAUUUGCUCUUUAUGCUGCUGUAGCUCUGCUUAUUGAUUUUAUCAUGCAGAUCACGUGCUUUAUAAGCCUAUUAACACUGGAUACCAUUAGACAAACUGAUAACAAAUAUGAUAUUUUCUGUUGUAUUCGAGGUGCAACGAAAAUCAACAUAAAAAAAAAUACAAAUGGAAUUCUUUACGAAAUUUUCAAAUAUUGCUAUGUACCAUUUUUACUACAAAAGUGGGUAAGACCUGGAGUGGUAUUGGUAUUUUUUGGCUGGCUUUGCAUGAGUAUCAGCGUCUUACCAAAAAUACCAAUUGGUCUCGAUAAACAAUUGUCAAUGCCAGAAGACAGUUUUGUUCUUAAAUACUUUGUAUUCCUCAAUGAAUUUCUGUUGAUUGGACCACCAACAUAUUUUGUAGUGAAAGAAGGACUUAAUUACUCUGACAAAGAAAUACAAAAUCUUAUUUGUGGUGGCCAAUACUGCAACGCUGAUUCUCUAUCAACCCAAUUGUUUGCUGCAUCUCAACAAACCAAUGUCACGUAUAUUGCCAAACCAGCUUCAUCUUGGCUUGAUGAUUACGUUGAUUGGACAAAAGCUGAGGAUUGCUGCAAAUAUUUUGCCUCAAAUAAUUCAUUUUGUCCUCACUCUAACUACAUGUGUAGAUCUUGCGAAAUUAAGUCUGAUAAAUUUGGAAGACCUAGUUCACAUGAUUUUAAAAAAUAUAUAUCAUAUUUUUUACAAGAUAAUCCAGAUGCAACUUGUGCUAAAGCUGGGCAUGCUGCUUAUGGACAAGGUGUUAACUAUCGGUCUGAUAAAAUUACCAAUUUGUCUGAUGUUGGAGCAUCCUACUUCAUGACCUAUCAUUCAAUAUUGAAGACAUCAGAGGACUAUUACGAGUCUAUGAAGGCUGCUAGAAAAAUAUCAAAUAACAUCACGAAUAUGAUCAAUGACAACUUGAAGAAAAUGAAUAUCAAUAGCACUACUGAAGUUUUUCCUUACAGUAUUUUCUACGUUUUCUAUGAACAAUAUUUAACGAUCUGGUCAGAUACUCUUAGAAGUAUUGGAAUAUCAAUACUUGCAAUUUUUAUAACAACAUUUUUGCUGAUGGGAUUUGAUGUACUUUCAUCACUCAUUGUUGUUGGUACAAUUUCAAUGAUUUUAAUUGAUAUAGGAGGUCUCAUGUACUGGUGGAAUAUUGAACUUAAUGCUGUCUCUCUUGUCAACCUUGUUAUGGCUGUUGGAAUUUCUGUGGAAUUUUGUAGUCAUAUAGUCCACUCAUUUGCAACCUCAGUCAUGGAAACAAAAACCGAACGUGCUGCUAAUGCUCUCAUAAAUAUUGGAAGUUCUGUUUUCAGUGGAAUAACGCUGACAAAGUUUGGUGGAAUUGUUGUUCUUGGAUUUGCCAAAAGCCAAAUUUUCAAGGUAUUUUAUUUUAAAAUGUAUUUAGGAAUCGUUUUAUUCGGUGCAGCACAUGGACUUAUAUUUUUGCCAGUACUACUAAGCUAUAUAGGGCCACGGAUGAAUCGUAGAAAAUUAUUGAACCAUAGAAAAUCAUUGAUAAAAAAUGAAUAUCUUCAGAGUCCCGAUUCGUCUUCAGUGAAUAAUUCAAGUGGAAUGUAUUCAGCUACAUCGUCAAUAACUGGUGCUGAUCUUUCUCUUUAGUUAUGCAUUAUUUCAAACAUUACAAACAAAUUAUUAAUACCUACUUGUUACAAUUUUUGUUCGAUAUUUGUGUUUAAUGUUUUGGCGAAAAAAUUUCGAAAUUGGGGUGACAAAACUCAGGACAAAUUUUGCUCAAAUCUACUUUUAAAUUUUUUAAUUGGCGAUUGGUUUUUAUAAUUGGUUCAAGUCAAACUAGUUGCAUAAGAAAGUUCUAGAAAACCAAUGAGCCAUGUAUGUUAUUAAAUAUUUCCGAGUCCAUCAAAUAAAACAGUUAGCUCAACUUUUGCUAAAUUGACUAAAAAAUUAUAAAAUAUAGAAUGUAAAACAAUAUCCAAAAUAUUUAAAUCUUAUAUGAAUAUUUAAAUAUUCUUUUGAAGAUCUACAAUUUUAUUUGUUUAAAUGUCUAGUUUAAUUACUCACUUUUCAAGGUAAACGAAAAAAAAAAAAACCUCCAAUCAA
Molecule: messenger RNA, 4829 nt
Organism: Aphidius gifuensis
Lineage: Eukaryota; Metazoa; Arthropoda; Insecta; Hymenoptera; Braconidae
Gene: Npc1a
Product: NPC intracellular cholesterol transporter 1
Exons: 8
Coding region: 465-4370 (1301 amino acids)
Cellular component (GO): membrane
Molecular function (GO): lipid carrier activity
Source: RefSeq, a predicted model, not a curated record